AUUUCUCUUUCCGCUAAUCCUGCCUCAAAUGCCCACCCUGCCCCAACUUGCCUUGCUUCACCUUUACUGCUCCCAUCCUCCUUUUCUUCUUCUUCUCUCUCUCUCUCUCUCUCUCUCUCUCUCUCUCUCUUCGCUAUCUCCAUCUCCGGUUUUGCUCCACCGCGAAGAAAACUUGGUCUUCCUGUUUUGUUGGCUUCUCAUCUCUUUCAUCAGAGAAACGAAAAAAGCUCACCAAACUAUCCCUUCCCAAUAAAAAAAAAAGGCAAAUUGGAAAGAAAAAAUGUCAUCCAAAGAUGGUCUAAAUGCCAAAUUAAACCAUAAGACCUUUCUUGAUUUGAAGCUAUGGGCGGUGAUUGGCAUCAGCUGUGUUGCUUUGUUAAUCUUUGUUCUCAUUGUCCUAUCCAUAUUUUUAUACCGGAGGAAAUCAAAGAUAAACCUUGACAAGAUUCCACAGACUCAAAUCCCAGACAUAUCUAAAGAAAUAACAGUUGAUAGAAUUGCUGGAACCACUUUAGCACAGAGUUUCAAUGAGCAUGAAGCACCUGCACUUGCCUACCAUGACAAGUUUAGUGACAAGGAUUCUAGAAAAAUGUUGGGUCCUUUAACAAGCAAGUCGAGCGAUGUGGAUAACUUGAGCCAGUGCAGUUCAGUGUACCACGAGAAGGCUGGAAGCUCGUAUUCUGGGGAUGAGGUUAGCUCUGGAACGACAAGGAGGACACACUCGGUGUAUGCUGGAGUUGUAUCGGCUUCGCCUUUAGUUGGACUUCCUGGAUUCUCACAUGUGGGUUGGGGACAUUGGUUCACUUUGAGGGAUCUUGAGUAUGCCACGAAUGGCUUCUCCAAGGAGAAUGUUAUUGGGGAGGGGGGGUAUGGAGUUGUGUACCGUGGGCAUUUGACAAAUGGAAGUGAGGUGGCUGUGAAGAAAAUUCUUAACAAUAUGGGGCAAGCAGAGAAGGAGUUUAGAGUAGAAGUGGAGGCUAUUGGCAAUGUUCGGCAUAAGAAUCUUGUGCGACUUUUGGGUUAUUGCGUGGAAGGGAUUCACAGGAUGCUUGUCUAUGAAUAUGUGAACAAUGGUAACUUGGAGCAAUGGCUUCAUGGUGCCAGACGCCAACAUGGAGUUCUCAGCUGGGAGUCACGCAUGAAAGUUAUAUUAGGCACAUCAAAGGCACUUGCUUAUUUACAUGAGGGCAUAGAACCGAAGGUUGUUCAUAGAGAUAUAAAAUCAGGUAAUAUUCUGAUAGAUGAGGAGUUUAAUGGCAAGGUUUCUGAUUUUGGAUUGGCCAAGCUUUUGGGUUCUGGCAAAAGCCACAUCACAACAAGGGUGAUGGGAACAUUCGGAUAUGUGGCUCCUGAAUAUGCUAAUACCGGACUGCUAAAUGAGAAGAGUGAUGUUUAUAGUUUUGGCGUGCUACUUUUGGAAGCUGUGACUGGAAGAGACCCCGUGGAUUACAGCCGACCUGCAAAUGAGGUAAAUCUUGUGGAGUGGAUCAAAUUCAUGGUCGGCAGCAGGAGAUCUGAUGAACUUAUUGAUCCGAACCUGGAAGCCAAGCCUUCAUCUAAAGCUCUCAAAAUGGCCCUCCUAGCUGCUUUAAAAUGCGUCGAUCCAGACUCCCAGAAGAGACCUCGGAUGAGUCAAGUUGUAAGACUGCUCGAAGCAGAAGAUUAUCCGUUCCGUGAGGAACGACGAAACCGACGAAGCCACGCUGCAGUUUCCGUGAAGGAUUCUUCGAGUUCUGUUGAUCUUGAUAAGAAGUCUGAAGCAUCAGAGACAGAGCUGAGGGAUGAAUUUGGGGGACUAUAGGACAUCCUUUCUGUGCUAACAACAAUCCAUGAAAUUGUAGGUGUGAUUAUUCUUUGUAGUGGUUUGGCUCUUAAGCUGAUUUUGUUGCCAUCACCAACAUGAGGGUUUGGGUUUUAGAAUGAAUGUAUAAGAUUAAUUAUAGUGAAUUUCAGCUUUUGUUGUACAGUUUAUUUUAGAUUUGAAGUUAUUGGGAUUUUCUCAUUUAUUCGUAAUU
This is a messenger RNA of Phalaenopsis equestris, 2015 nucleotides long. RefSeq names its product probable receptor-like protein kinase At2g42960. NCBI's taxonomy places the organism in Eukaryota, Viridiplantae, Streptophyta, Magnoliopsida, Asparagales, Orchidaceae. Gene Ontology annotation, biological process: protein phosphorylation. The record is from RefSeq and is a predicted model, not a curated record. The transcript has 8 exons. Gene Ontology annotation, molecular function: ATP binding; protein kinase activity. The coding region runs from base 281 to 1801 and encodes 506 amino acids.